Messenger RNA from Pangasianodon hypophthalmus (striped catfish), 2813 nucleotides. It is a transcript of the gene arfip2a, whose product is annotated as ADP-ribosylation factor interacting protein 2a. The record is from RefSeq and is a predicted model, not a curated record. The transcript has 11 exons. Gene Ontology annotation, molecular function: phospholipid binding; protein domain specific binding. Gene Ontology annotation, cellular component: trans-Golgi network membrane. The coding region runs from base 185 to 1417 and encodes 410 amino acids. Gene Ontology annotation, biological process: regulation of Arp2/3 complex-mediated actin nucleation; intracellular protein transport. Lineage: Eukaryota; Metazoa; Chordata; Actinopteri; Siluriformes; Pangasiidae.
CUCGCGUGACGUCACUUCCGCUUGGAGAGCGCAAGGAGGAUUUUGUAGAAGGCAAGGAAGGGGAUUGGGAGAUGAAAAACAACCCUACAGGGGAAAAUUAUUUUUGAUCGACGCUUAUUAAAAACUACAGCAUACCGGUGUAUAUGGAAAUAGCAGCAAAGCGGGUCCGAUUUGAGAUAAAUCGAUGAUAAAUCUGGAACCGGGAUCCAGGUCCACCAUGACGGACAGCAUCAUGAGCAAAGCUGCCACGAUGGAAAUCCCCAUCAACAGCAACGGAGACACGAGAACGUCUGAAGAUGACAGUCUCGAACAGAUUCACUGGAGCUUAGAGAGGAAGGAUCUGCAGCAGGUGAUGGUGUCUGGGCCGAACCUGAACGAGACGAGUAUUGUGUCGGGGGGAUACGGAGGAUCAGCCGAGGGCAUCAUCCCCACCGGCUCCAUCAAAGGCCCAGCUAUACUUUUCAACGAAGAGUAUUUUGAAAGAAGAUGCGGAAACGCCCCCAUGCCAGCCCUUCGCUCCAAAUCUAGGGACUUUCCACCCAGUCAUUCAGCUGCUGGUCGGAUAUCAUGCCAGCCAGAUCAUUACCCAGCUCCCAGCAUGCACCACAGUCACAGUAAUCCAAGCAUGACGUCAGAGGAGGCCACGCGUGGGAUUGCAGUGGAGAAAUUUGACAGUAUGAAGAAAUGGAGCAUCAAUACUUAUAAGUGCACGAAGCAGAUGUUUUCGGAGCGGUUUGGUCGCGGCUCAAGGACCGUGGACCUGGAGCUCGAGGCUCAGAUCGACGUGCUGCGUGAAACCAAGCAGAAAUACGAGCACAUCCUGAGACUGGCACAGGCACUCACCACUCACUUCUACAAUGUAGUGCAGACGCAGCAGGCGCUGGGAGACACGUUCGCUGAUCUGAGCCAGAAAUCUCCAGAACUGCAGGACGAGUUUGGCUACAACGCAGAGACACAAAAGCUGCUGUGUAAGAACGGAGAGACGCUACUGGGAGCAAUUAACUUCUUCGUGUCGAGCAUCAACACACUGGUCAACAAAACCAUGGAGGACACACUAAUGACCAUCAAGAUGUAUGAGAACGCAAGGUUGGAGUAUGAUGCCUAUAGGACAGACCUGGAAGAGCUGAGUGCUGGCCCGCGUGAUGCCGCUGCUAUGGUGCGUAUCGAACUCGCCCAGCAGGAGUACCAGAUCCACAGAGACAAGUACGAGCGCCUACGGAGUGACGUCACCAUCAAGCUCAAAUUCCUGGAGGAGAAUAAGGUGAAGGUGAUGCACAAGCAGCUCCUCCUCUUCCACAAUGCCAUCUCGGCCUACUUCGCUGGCAACCAGCAGCAGCUUGAACAGACUCUCAGGCAAUUCAACGUGAAGUUGAAGCGGCCUGGCUCGGACAGACCGUCAUGGCUGGAGGAACAGUAAUAAACCAUAAGACACGGUUAAUCUCAGCCUCUAGAGACUCAGACAGGCUGGAGGAUGGAGUGAUGAAUGGAUGUGCUGGCAGAUGUUGUGUGUCUGAAUGGAUGAGGGGAUUUAAUCAUGUGAUCAUGCCAUGAAGGAUGUAGUUUAUUUAAAGGCAGAUUUUAUUAUGAUGAAUGAGGAAGGACAGAUGCCUCCCAUGCCUUUUGUCUUUGUAUUGAAUUUAUUUUGUCAUGCAAAGUAAAGUGGAACAAGUUAUAAUCGCAUUUUGUUCAUAUGUAUGGCAGACCUUCGAGAGCAGUUACUUUAAUUACUUUUAUUGUAGAGUGGGCCGUAUUCUGAGUUGUAUCCUCAGAAAUGAGAAAUUAAUACUGAUGUUGUGCACAUCUGUAUUCAGACAACACAUGCAACUACAGACUUAAGCGAUAUUCAGACGUUAUUAACGUCAAUAUUGAGUUAAAGCUCAUUUUUAAGCCCAUUUUUCUUGCAUGAUAUCGGCUCAGACAAGAAACAGUAUUAAGUCUGGCUCCACUGUCUGACAGUUUGCCAUAAAUAUAAUAUGUCACACUGAAAUUUAUGUUUUGGGCUUUAAUUACACUAAAAAAACAUGGUGGAAUGUUAUUUGAGGUCAAUUUUUUAAAUAUAUAACACUAUUAAUUAAUUACACGUAUUAUCCAUUUAAAGCCAAUUAACCUUCAACACAGGAUAUGAAAAAAAAAAAAAGUAAAAUAGCAGGAGGUGCUGGAUCAAGUGCUAUUUUAGAAGUUUCUGAAUAAUGAGAGUGGAAGCCAUAUUGUUAAACCAAAUUUGCGGUGAUUAAUGUGAUAAUUACAGAUCAGCAUCAACAUCAACAUUUUGGUCUCAGAUGUAUAGAUUUUUGAGAUGCAUAUCAUCUUCUCAACCAUAAUGUAUUAGUCCUUCUUUUAUUUUUCAUAGUAAAUUGUCUCUUGCUUUUAUGUUGCAUUGUAUUUAAUUUGGCAACAAAAAACUCCCACUAUUUCCUUCUUCAGUCAGCAUUUUCUAUCCCUGAUUUUUUUCUUUUUUGUGUUUAUGUUUAAAAGCAGUGUUCUAGACGCUUCUACUCAAGAAAAGUCUGGAAACUACACACAGAUGAUCGGCAAAAUCCAUAUGGAGAACCCAGAAAAUCAACUUAAGUACCUGCAUAUACAAAGUCUGAAUACAUGCAAAUUCCUAGAGUCGUCAACUCUGAAUACGGCCCAGUGACGGGAAAUCGUGUGUAUGUGCACAGGACUAUUCUCUGGUACGGUGCAUUGGAAUUGAGGCAUGCUGUGGAUAACUGUUUACAGUACAUGUUCUAAAAAGGUUAAUUAAUGUAUAUUCUUGUGUAAAUUACAGUGUAAAGUCCCACAUAUCAAAUUAAACACAGUUUGAAAGGAGG